Messenger RNA from Brassicogethes aeneus, 441 nucleotides. NCBI's taxonomy places the organism in Eukaryota, Metazoa, Arthropoda, Insecta, Coleoptera, Nitidulidae. The record is from the annotation of a GenBank genome assembly.
AUGAAUACCAAUGUAAGAUCUAUUUAUCAUUUAACUCAUUUGGCUGUUCCGUAUUUAAUUAAAUCCAAGGGAAAUAUAGUGAAUGUGUCUAGUGUAAAUGGUAUACGCGCGUUUGCGGGCGUUUUGGCCUACUGCGUUUCUAAAUCAGCUGUGGAUCAGUUCACUAGAUGUGUUGCUUUGGAAUUGGCUUCAAAACAAGUACGUUGCAACAGUGUUAAUCCAGGGGUGACCGUGACCAAUUUACACAAGACAGGGGGGAUGAAUUUGGAGCAAUAUGAAGCUUUUUUGAAGAAAAGUGAGGAAACUCAUGCUCUCGGCAGGGCUGGAAAACCUGAAGAAGUGGCUCAGACAAUUGCAUUUUUGGCCAGCGAUGAUGCCAGUUUUAUAACUGGGGUUAGUGUUCCUGUUGACGGAGGAAGACAUGCCAUGUGUCCCAGAUAG